Messenger RNA from Labeo rohita (rohu), 2987 nucleotides. RefSeq names its product coagulation factor XIII A chain. The transcript has 15 exons. The record is from RefSeq and is a predicted model, not a curated record. Gene Ontology annotation, biological process: peptide cross-linking; blood coagulation, fibrin clot formation. Bases 65 to 2242 code for a protein of 725 amino acids. NCBI's taxonomy places the organism in Eukaryota, Metazoa, Chordata, Actinopteri, Cypriniformes, Cyprinidae. Gene Ontology annotation, molecular function: protein-glutamine gamma-glutamyltransferase activity.
GGAGCUUCUCUGAAGACCAUCUACUCUUCUCAGACCGUAAACUUCAACACAUCUUGUGUACAUCAUGUCACUCCCGUCCUACCUUGCUUGGCCCUGGGGACCCCAACGCGGCCGUAUUACCAUUGACAGAUCAAACUCAGAUGAGUUUAACCCACCUGAGUUUGAGGCUUUUGAAGGCGUGACACCAAGAGCACCCGCAACACCACCUCUCUCAGUGCUGAAUGUUGAUAUGCGCGCGAUAGAAAACAAGAACGCGCACAACACCAGCAAGUACAAGAACACCAGUCUCAUUGUGCGCAGGAAUAAAGAAUUCAUCAUCAUCAUCAGGUUUGACCGACCCUUCAAUAACCAGCAGGACAAUGUGCAGAUGGAGUUCCUGAUUGGUAGUUCACCUGAUGAAAACAAAGGUACCUACAUCAUUGUGUCAAUUGGAAAAGAGAAACGUGAUGGUCGCUGGAAGGGUCGCGUCAUCGGCGUGCAAGGCAAUGAAGUAACAGUGGGCAUCACACCAGAUGUCAGCUGCAUCAUUGGCCGAUUCCGCACCUUUGUAGCAGUAGUGACUGAUUUGGGAAAACAGCGCACACAGAGGAAUCCUGACACAGAUUUCUAUGUGCUGUUCAAUCCUUGGGACCCUGCGGAUCAGGUGUACAUGUCCAAAGAUACCGACAGGCAGGAGUAUUUGAUGAAUGAGGUAGGGACCAUCUACAAUGGAGAAUUUAACAACAUAACCUCCCGUUCAUGGAACUUCGGCCAGUUUGAGAAGGGGGUACUGGAUGCCUGUCUUUUGGUUCUGGAUGCCGGGAAAGUACCACUACUGUACCGUGGAAGUGCCACUGAAAUAGUUCGGCAGGGAUCAGCCCUGAUGAACUCCCAGGACGAUGAUGGAGUCCUGGUUGGCAACUGGAGUGGUGAUUACUCCAUUGGCACAGCACCCACUGCCUGGACAGGAAGUCCUGAAAUCCUGCUCAAAUAUGCCAAAGAAGGUUGUGUACCUGUGUGCUUCGCACAGUGCUGGGUGUUUGCCGGUGUGUUGAACACUUUUCUGCGCUGUCUUGGGAUCCCUGCACGAGUCAUCACCAAUUACUGCUCUGCUCAUGACAACACGGGCAACCUGAAGACAGACAUUGUGCUGGAUGAAGACGGGAAAGUGGACAGAGGUCGAACAAGAGACUCAGUCUGGAACUACCACUGCUGGAAUGAGGUGUAUAUGAGGAGGCCUGAUCUGCCUGAAAAAUAUUCUGGCUGGCAGGUGAUUGACUGCACCCCUCAGGAGACCAGUGAUGGUCUUUACCGAUGUGGCCCGACGUCUGUCAAUGCUAUCAGAGAUGGAGAGCUCAGCUAUCCGUUUGAUGCAAGGUUUGUCUUUGCAGAGCUGAACAGUGAUGUGAUUUACCAUCAGUCUGAUAAGUACGGAAACUCAAAGAUCAUCUAUGUGGACACAGCAUAUGUGGGAAAACUCAUUAUCACCAAAAGGGCAAACAGUAACAACUAUGAGGACAUCACUUCUAACUAUAAAUACCCAGAAGGCAGUGAGAAGGAUAGGCAGGCCAUGCAAACGGCAGAGCGUCGUGGCGUUCCUACCAGGGACUACUUCCCACUCAGUGAAGCAGGUGUGGACAUCGAGCUCCAGGCCGACACCAUCAAAAUGGGUGACAACUUCAAGCUGACGCUGAACGUUAAGAACCAGACCAGCCAAACCUGCACCCUUAGUGCCAACAUCAGUGGCUAUGUGGUGUAUUACACGGGCGUCACCAGCGCAACUUUUAAGCUUGUAAACAAAUCUGCAACUGUGGAUCCCUGGAAUACCACAAAACUGCUGAUAGACGUCCAAGCUGUGGAAUACAUGCCCUACCUGGUGGAACAGUCCAACCUGCUCUUUGUGGUGUAUGGACGCAUUGAGGAAACUGGGGUUUCCCUUUCAACAAUGAGAGUUAUCACUCUUCGUCCUCCUGAGCUUUCAAUUAAGCUGACUGGAACACCACGUGUUGGAAGAGAUCUCAUGGUUGUCGUGUCUUUCCGAAAUCCCUAUAACUUCAUCCUGAAAAACGUUCAGCUCCGCCUUGAAGGCCCUGGUCUGAUAAUGACCAAAGUGAAAACAUAUGAGCAGAUUGUACCUGGUGGCUCAGUGCAAUAUACAGACACGAUCACCCCUCAGUCUCCCGGGAAGAAGGUGCUGAUAGCGUGCCUGGACUGCGCUGCACUGAGGCAGGUCACCAAUCAGCUGGAAAUCAUCGUGCAGUAACAGACUGCCACGAGGGAACCACAGAGAAAAGAUAGAGGUGAAAGAAAGAAAGGAGGGGUUGAAAGGGUUCCCAGUACCAUUUUAUUGUGUUGUCUUGCUUUACUUUACCAGCGUUAUCUAAAUACAAGCUAAUGUUCUUUAUUUUAGUUUUUACAAAACACCCAUACCUGCCAUCACUGGACUGUUAAAAAAUGUAAUUGGUACUGUUCAACCACCAUCAUGUAGUAAAAUGAUGGAUACCGAGGAAUACAAGCAUUUUAAGCAAAAGGUUUUCAUUAAUAAACUCAUUUAACUUUAUAAAAUACGCACAAGCAAAUAUUGUGUGGAUGUGAGAAAUCAUAAGUUUAUCAGAAUAAACUGUAAAUUGGGAGUGGGAGGAAGAGUGGGAAAAAAUUGGGAGAAACACAGUAUUGGCAAGUAUGCACUUGACCUUUGCUUGCACCUGAGAAUGUUUUUAUGGGUGUAUGAAAUUUCGAUGCAUACAGGAAAAUUUGAUCUACAUAAACCGAAAGGUUUUUUUUUUCUUUUCCACACUCAAGUUUUCAAGCACAUGUAAAAUAAAGGUAAUAAAAGUCUAUUAAAAUGUAGGCAGAAAAUGUAAAAGAUUUUCUGAAACUACACAUGAAUCUAAAGAAAUCUAAAUUGCUUUUUUGGUUGGGUACCUUAAUUGACAUAACUGUAUUAAUCAGACUGUAUUAAUCAGAAUAUAUUCAUAUUUUCCCUGCUGUAAUGCCACUGAGUUGUG